AAGCUGAAGGUCGUAGCAGCCGAAACUGUCUGUGGAGAACCCGUCAGCUGUGCUCGUUAGCUCGUUGUUCAGUGAAUAUUUGAUUUGCAAACACGAGAACCUCAGUUGGCAGUAAAUAGUAGGGAUAAGAUGGCUGGCAACGUCGUUAGGCCCGGCUCAUUAGCUGAUAAGUUUCAACGUUUGAAGCGUAUUGUUGAUCAAAGUGGUGGCUGGAAAGGUUUCCUUCUUCGUGCUGCAAGGAUUGACGAGGUCAAGGAAGGCAAACUGGUGGGCGUUGACAAGUUUGGGAACAAGUACUAUGAGAAUCCUAUGUACUUCCUGGGGCGCAAUCGGUGGGUAGAGUAUUCUGAACGAUAUGGGUAUGACUAUGAUGGCAGUCAAAUCCCGGCUGAAUGGUAUGGGUGGAUGCAUUAUAAGACCGAUAGGCUUCCAUCUGAGGACCCAACAAGACCAAAGUAUAAGUGGAUCAAAGAUCAUGAGGAAAACCCUUCUGGAACUGAGAAAGCCUACGUACCUUACAGCACUACUCGACCCAAAAUUGAGGCAUGGAAGCCACCUAAAGCAUAGCAAACUUAUAUUCAUUUUAGGCAAAACAUUGUGAAUGUGUGUAAAUAAUAAUAAUUAUUAUAUACCUGUGUAAUUUGAAAAACCAAUAAACAAAAGCCUAGGGGUAACCGUAAGCACAUUGAUAA
Frankliniella occidentalis (western flower thrips) is the source of this 692-nucleotide messenger RNA. Its product is annotated as probable NADH dehydrogenase [ubiquinone] 1 alpha subcomplex subunit 12. Lineage: Eukaryota; Metazoa; Arthropoda; Insecta; Thysanoptera; Thripidae. The record is from RefSeq and is a predicted model, not a curated record. The transcript is spliced from 4 exons. Gene Ontology annotation, biological process: mitochondrial respiratory chain complex I assembly; response to oxidative stress. The coding region runs from base 130 to 567 and encodes 145 amino acids. Gene Ontology annotation, cellular component: membrane.